AUGGGCGACCAAUCGCUUGUAGCUGCAGCUACUUUGACAAACAACAACGACAAGAAUUCCACAAAGCUCAAGGAAGAAUGGAAGCGCAACGUUUGGAGAAGCAAGACCGCCAGUCGUCUCAUUGCUAGCGACAACCGCAUGGUCAUGCUCAAAUCAAAGGAGAAGGUCAAUCCAAGUACCUUCAACGUUCACCAAGCCUUGCUCAGUUUCUACUCGCCAUACCACGACACACUUCUUAACGGGCCUUUUCUUGAGGGUAUGAAUCCUCCGACCGAGCCCUUCCUGGUCGAAGCUGGAUCGGGUGUUCUGAAGCUAUUUGUGACCUGGCUGUACAACGGCAGGGUCAACAUGAGACAUCCAGAAUGCCUUUCUGAUGUCGAGGUUGCCCACUGGUAUCUUGGAGUGACGAAGUUAUACAUACUUGCCGACUCAUUCAACUGUGUUGCGCUGGCUCGUCUGGUUGUGUCAAACUUCUUGAAUCACGAGGAUGAGCUCUACACCUUCCCCACCUGGAGCUGCAUUGGACUGUUAUCAGGCAGCUCCCUCGAGUCUUCUUCCUUGUAUCGCUACUAUCUAGCUGUCCUGGACGCACACUGGUGUGGUAGCCUGCGAGAUGAUGAGCAUGAGGGACAGUAUCAAGGAGAUCCAAACGGCGAAGAUCCCUUGCCAUCAAACUUGGCCUACAGACUGUUGUUGAGGAAGCUCCAGAGAACACAGGAUGGCCAGGAGGGAGAUUGCCGCUGUUGUCACGACCGCUGCGAGUUCCAUCGUCAUGAAAGCGAGGAGGAGCGUGAAGCCACCUGUGGAUCCCUGGAUGAUGAGACUGAAGACGACGGAGAUGCGAUAUCGAACUUCGAUAGCGAGGUAGACUCGGAAUCUGAAUCAGAUUCGGACACUGAUACCGCUUCGGAGGCCUUUUCUGCUUCGGAGGCCGAUACUGCCUUGAAGCCCUUGACUGCUUCGGAGGCUAACGCCUCGAUGAUGAGAACUGGCGUGUCUUGCAUUGGCGGUACUCGUUUCGAGUCCGAUGGGAAGGGAGGGUUGAAGUUUGUGAACGGAGAUCCUCUGUUCGAGAACUCCGACGACUCCGACUCAGACUCAGACUCGUCGACGGGGCCGUUGUCGGAUGCUGACACAAGCGCCGAACCAACCACAAAGAAGCGAGUUCGCGAGAAGGGGGACAAAGCAGGAGCGAAGACAAAGCGCAUCAAGGCAGUAUGA
This is a messenger RNA of Aureobasidium pullulans EXF-150, 1221 nucleotides long. RefSeq lists its product as uncharacterized. Bases 1 to 1221 code for a protein of 406 amino acids. The record is from RefSeq and is a predicted model, not a curated record. Gene Ontology annotation, molecular function: protein binding. The transcript is spliced from 3 exons. Lineage: Eukaryota; Fungi; Ascomycota; Dothideomycetes; Dothideales; Saccotheciaceae.